CGACGGCAGGGCAGGGCCGGGCCCGCGCAUCCCCUCAGAGCCGGCGCCAUGGACAGCAGCGGCAAGGAGCGCGAGGCGGUGCAGCUCAUGGCCGAGGCCGAGAAGCGGGUCAAGUCCUCGCACUCCUUCCUCAGGGGGCUCUUCGGAGGAAAUUCAAAGGUAGAAGAAGCCUGUGAAAUGUACACCAGGGCUGCAAACUUGUUCAAGAUCGCCAAAAACUGGAAUGCUGCAGGAAAUGCAUUUUGUCAGGCAGCUAAGCUCCAUAUGCAGCUACAGAGUAAACAUGAUGCAGCCAUCGGUUUUGUGGAUGCUGGGAAUGCUUACAAAAAGGCAGAUCCACAAGAGGCUAUGAACUGCUUAAAUGCAGCCAUCGAUAUUUACACAGACCUGGGCCGAUUUACUAUUGCUGCCAAGCAUCACAUCACCAUUGCAGAGAUUUAUGAGACUGAACUGGUAGAUAUUGAAAAGGCAAUUGCACAUUAUGAACAAGCUGCAGAUUACUACAAAGGAGAAGAAUCCAACAGUUCAGCUAACCGGUGUCUGCUGAAGGUGGCUGCAUAUGCUGCUCAGUUAGAGCAGUACCAGAAGGCAAUUGAAAUCUACGAGCAGGUUGGAACAAGUACCAUGGAUAAUCCUUUGCUCAAGUACAGCGCAAAAGAGUAUUUCUUUAAAGCUGCUCUCUGCCACUUCAUUGUGGAUGAGUUGAAUGCUAAGCUUGCUCUUGAGAAGUAUGAAGAAAUGUUCCCAGCAUUCACAGAUUCGAGAGAGUGCAAGCUAGUGAAAAAACUGCUGGAAGCCCAUGAGGACCAAAACUGUGAAGCGUACACUGAGGCAGUUAAGGAAUUUGAUUCCAUAUCUCGCUUGGAUCAGUGGCUUACGACUAUGUUGCUUCGCAUCAAAAAAUCACUUCAAGGAGAUGGUGAUGGAGACCUAAAGUGAAUUAUUUGUGGUAUAUGUGGCAUGUUGCCUAACUCCUAAAUAAUCUGUUUUUGUGUAAUGGCCAGGGACCAUUAUGGGAUACUUGACAGUACACCUAGCUUAAUUUUGUUGCUUAUGAACCAAAUGACCUGUAUUGUUAGUAUCCUGGUGUCUUUUUGAUGACAUGGAUGGAUAAGAAAUGAUACUCCUAGGUGUUGCUGACAGAUCUUCCGUAUGUGAGAGCAAUAGAGGGAUUCACAAGACUUUUGAGAUCAGUGAAAGAAAUGCUUGGGGCAAAAAUCUUUAUUUUUAGUAGCUGAUGAGCCAAAAGUCUUUAAUUUUAACAUUUUUUUUGCUGCCAUUUCUCUACUAGCUCAUCGUCUUCAACAUUUUUGAUCCAUGCUUGUAAAUAUCUGUCCAUGACAUACAGUACACGCAAUAUUUUCUGAUAUGAUGCUAACGUAUUGCUAAAGUUCUGUGUUUUUAAUGGACCUUAGUGAGACAUGUAGAUUUUUGUUUUUAAAAUUGACAGAGCUAUUUUAAUGAUGACAGUGAAAUGCUUGUGAUUUUUAGAUACAGUGUGUAUGUGUAUAUACUAUACAGAUACAGGUGUGCAAGAAUAAAUACAUAAUGGCUUGGGUCUAAAAACACUAAUCUUCAUAGGUGAGGGGUCUGCAUAUAUCAUCAAUUACCUUCUCCCAAACCAUUCAUUAAAUAGGACCUAGCUUAUCAUGUAUUUUCUAUUUAAGAACUAUAUAUGAAAUGUAAGUUUCUUCUAUUUUUUUCUUGGAUAUAUUUUUCCACUUAUGUUAUGUUUUGGUGCAUACCAUCUCUCCUGCCCUAAGAUGACUUUAACAGGUAAUAAUAUAUUUUUCUAACUUUUCAUUUACCUAAGUUCCUGCUAUUGUCUUUGCUGCAGGUUUUUUGUAUAUUCCAGAACACGAUUUCUUUCCCUUUGUGCUGUUGGCAAAGCUGUGUCAGUAGUUAUUGAAUUAGGCUUUAUCUUAGCUAAGCUACCCUCCUUCAGCACUGCUGGACAACAGCUUGCCCAGGCUUGUUUUAAAACUAUGUAGAAAUUAAAAAUGGUCUUGAAGAAUGUGUGUGAAUCCCAGUUUGUGUGUGUGUGUGUGUGUGUGUGUGUGUAGAUCCUAGUUUCAAUGGAGAUAAGUAGACAAGCUACCUAUAUUCAAUAUAUGUAUGACAGUAAGAUAGGCUCAUGACCAUAUGCAGUUUCAAUGUUAUGGCUUAAUAUUUCAGUGCAGUUCCAAUAAGCUGUAGAAAUUAUUUCAUUCUUAUGUCACCAGUGCUGCUUACAUAAUGAAAGAGUACUAGCUUUAUUUUGCAUAAAUGCAGCUAGUCAUUUGACCUUUUAAAUAUUGGAUACUUUAACGUAGGAAAACACUAGUAUCCCAUAGUUGGUAUCUGUACUGCUACUAUCUAUGGCCUAGGUUGGUCUUUGAUUUCUUUUGGAGGAAAGACCUGCUACAAAUAUGCAUGGACCUACCCACAUUCCAGACAGGGUACUAGCUGGCUUUCAUUUUUGUCAUCUUUAUGAAUAUCUGUUUUUUGUUUGUGCUGCUAGCUUUUGGGAUUGAAUGGCUAUUGCCUGACGUACAGUAACAGCAUUUGUUUACAGAACAUGUCAGAUAGGAGACCAAAUGAUAUAACACAUUCCAGGAAAGAUUGUUUUUUAUCGACUCAUCAUUGAAAUUGUACAAAAUAGUUUUCUCCCUCCUCGAGAAUUUAGGUUUGUCGGAUGGAGAUGUGUGGCCAAAAGGGGACUGGGAGGAGCUGGCUCUGAUGAGCAACAGACUCAAAUGUGUUAGGAAAUGUUAAAAAGCUGCAACUUGUGCGAUUAACACUUGCUUACAGUGGCUGGUCCCAUUAGAAAUGGCUGACUUGGAUCUCCCUCUAGGGGAACCAUGCCUGAACAAAUCCGACUCUUCUUUAAACAUAAUUCUAUCAUGUGGCUACAGCCUACAGCUAUGGAAGGGGUUUUUCUGUCACUGUAGGAAAACCAUGGCCCUGAGCACUAGCACAUAAACUGAUAAUAGCAUUCCCCUGUUGAUCUAACUGCAUCUACAGGAGGGUUAGGUCACCAGAGCUGUUGCUCAGGGGUGGAUUUGUCACACCUGCGUGCUGUAUCUGUGUAGAGAAUCAGCUGAAGCUGAGUCAAUACAGACAACCCAGAGAGGAAAAUAUAUGCAUGCUUAUUUAGAAAAACAAAAGGCUACAGUAGUCCUAAAUAUUUGAAAAAGCACUUGUAGAAGAAGAAAUGAGGUGUCAAGCUUUGUUUAGUAGAGGGGCAUUAGUUUUUUCAAGUUUCAUAACUUUCCUUAUUCAGAAAGGAACAUAGUUCUUGAUUACAUAUAGUCUUGCCAUAGUACAUAUAAUUUGAGAUCAGAUAAAACACAGUUCAGCCAAGUUUAGUGAAAAUCCUACACAGGUAUCACCACAUGAGGCACAUUUUGUUAAUACAGAAAUUGUGGAAUUUUUUUAAACAUAUCUUGGCACUGGUUACAUUUUACUUUGUGUGGUUAAUUUAUUUUUCCAGGACCUAAAAACACAGUAUUUUUGCACAAUUAUGAUAGUAUGCAUAAAUUGCUGCUGAUGUACCAGAACUCUAUGUACUAAUCUGUGAUCUGUUAUUAAUGCACUCUAUAAUGUAGUAGUUUUGUCUAAAUGCAAACCUUGGUGAUUUUGUAUAGCAGCAUGUCAUCUGUAAUGUAAUUAUUUGUUGUAAGCUGUGAUAUACCAGUUUUCAAAUCAUGUAAAUCAUAAAGCAAAUCUGUCAGGGUGUUAUUUUUCCUUCCCCUGGGUCAAGAAUCUGUACUAUGAAAACUAAUAAUGAAAUGGCCUUAGCAGGAACAGAUUGUUUUGUGUGAACCAGUACAGUAAUAA
Molecule: messenger RNA, 3819 nt
Organism: Mauremys reevesii (Reeves's turtle)
Lineage: Eukaryota; Metazoa; Chordata; Testudines; Geoemydidae
Gene: NAPB
Product: NSF attachment protein beta
Exons: 11
Coding region: 49-939 (296 amino acids)
Biological process (GO): regulation of synaptic vesicle priming; synaptic transmission, glutamatergic; SNARE complex disassembly
Cellular component (GO): terminal bouton; vacuolar membrane; synaptobrevin 2-SNAP-25-syntaxin-1a complex
Molecular function (GO): syntaxin binding; soluble NSF attachment protein activity
Source: RefSeq, a predicted model, not a curated record